Messenger RNA from Chiloscyllium plagiosum (whitespotted bambooshark), 731 nucleotides. NCBI's taxonomy places the organism in Eukaryota, Metazoa, Chordata, Chondrichthyes, Orectolobiformes, Hemiscylliidae. The record is from RefSeq and is a predicted model, not a curated record.
AUUCUUUUGCAGCCUGAAAUCAUCUCAACCCCAAACUUUGUUGUGGAAGUGACCAAGCUGUCAAAUAACCAGAGUCUAGUUUUUGAUUGCCACUAUCCUGAAGAUGAGAUUGGGCGUGGCGAGGAGGAUGACAGCGACAUCUUUGCCAUCAGAGAGGUCAGCUUUCAGCCCACGGGAGAAGAUGAUUGGAAAGACACCAGCUAUACCCUUAAUACAGACUCCCUGGACUGGGCCCUCUAUGAUCACCUGAUGGACUUCCUGGCAGACCGUGGGAUUGAUAACACUUUUGCUGAUGAACUGGUUGAGCUGAGCACAGCUUUGGAACACCAGGAGUAUAUCAAGUUCCUUGAAAAUUUGAAGAGUUUUGUAAAGUGUUAAUCAUUGAUGUAUCCAAUUAACAUCGUCUCUCCACCUCCUGGCAAAGAUCGUCCUGCGAUGAUAAUGCUUGUUAAAUGGCAGAAUGAUCCUGGGCUUUAAAUUAUUUCACAAUAGGUUUUGUACAAAGAUGUUCUUUGGUACUGAAUGGCUCUGUGUAAUUAGCAUCCCAUCUCUAUAUAAUGUACAAAGUAGUCUGGGAUGCUAAAUGGCCAAAACGGUGCCUCUGAAUUGUAUUCUAAUUAUGGAAGUGUGUGUGUGAGCACAAGAACCGAAUUAUUUUCUCCUCACAAUGUCAUUGGCCUCAGAUGUUUCUUAAAAAUGAAGUAUUGAUUUAAACAUGAUGUUAAACCGUG